Sphenostylis stenocarpa is the source of this 1608-nucleotide messenger RNA. NCBI's taxonomy places the organism in Eukaryota, Viridiplantae, Streptophyta, Magnoliopsida, Fabales, Fabaceae. The record is from the annotation of a GenBank genome assembly.
AUGAACAAGUUAAGGCCCAAAUCUCUUAGACCAACUGAAGCCCGUGUACUGUCUCAAAUCGACCAGGCAAGCCAAUUUUUAGCUGGCUUCCACAGGCAGCAUGGGAGGCACACCGGAGGAUCAGGAAUGAAAGGAAUGAUUGUGAAGUUAUCUGUCGCUGCUGUGGUUCUCUUGAUCUGUACGCUCUCCUUGUUCUUCUCCUCGACAGGAACUUCGAAUGUUCAAUCCAACUAUCGCUCCGAGAUCCAUUUAGAAGAGCUCUGGAGCAACGCUGAUUCCGGCGGUUGGCGGCCGUCGUCUGUUCCGCGAACUCAUUGGCCCUCUCCUCCGAAUGAGAGCAAUGGCUAUUUGCGUGUUCGAUGUAACGGUGGGCUGAAUCAACAGCGCAGUGCGAUCUCUAAUGCUGUUCUUGCUGCGCGGAUAAUGAAUGCUACGUUAGUGUUACCUGAGUUGGAUGCGAACUCUUUUUGGCAUGACGACAGUGGUUUCUAUGGUAUUUAUGAUGUGGAGCAUUUCAUCAAAACACUGAGGUAUGAUGUUAAGAUUGUUGAAAGCAUUCCAGAAAAUCAGAAAAAUGGCAAAAAGAAGAAAAUAAAGGCAUUUCAGAUUCGUCCUCCUAGAGAUGCUCCUAUAAGUUGGUAUACUAAUGAUGCUUUGAAGAAAAUGAAGGAACAUGGUGCCAUCUAUCUUACUCCCUUUUCACAUCGCUUAGCUGAAGAAAUUGACAAUCCUGAGUACCAAAGGUUGAGGUGUAGAGUCAACUAUCAUGCUUUAAGAUUCAAGCCACAUAUCAUGAAGCUAAGUCAAUCAAUUGUAGAUAAACUUCGAGCACAAGGUCCCUUCAUGUCCAUACAUCUUCGGUUUGAGAUGGACAUGUUGGCAUUUGCUGGAUGCUUCGAUAUAUUUACACCCGAGGAGCAAAAGAUUUUGAAGAAGUAUCGAGAAGAAAAUUUUGCUCCUAAAAGACUUGUCUAUAACGAAAGAAGGGCUAUUGGGAAAUGCCCGUUGACUCCCGAGGAGGUUGGUCUCAUUCUGCGUGCAUUGGGUUUUGACAAUUCUACUAGGAUAUAUCUUGCAGCUGGUGAAUUGUUUGGAGGGGAUCGAUUUAUGAAGCCAUUUCGAAGUUUGUUCCCUCGACUUGAGAAUCAUUCUUCUGUGGAACACUCUGAAGAGCUAGUUGAAAACACUAGGGGAUUGGCAGGUUCUGCUGUGGAUUACAUGGUCUGUCUUCUUUCUGACAUCUUCAUGCCAACUUAUGAUGGCCCUAGCAACUUUGCCAACAAUCUCCUUGGGCAUCGUCUAUAUUAUGGUUUCCGUACUACUAUCAGACCUGAUAGAAAAUCUCUUGCCCCUAUCUUCAUCGAUAGGGAAAAUGGGCGUACAGCUGGUUUUGAUGAAGCUAUUAGGAAAGUCAUGCUGACAACAAACUUUGGAGAACCUCAUAAGCGUGUUUCUCCAGAGUCUUUCUAUACUAAUUCUUGGCCUGAAUGCUUCUGCCAAACAUCUGCAAAGAACCCUGAAAACAAAUGUCCCCCAAAUGAUAUUUUAAAUAUUAUGAAUAACCAAUUAGAGAAAACAGAGACAGACGCUAAUUCUACAGUAUCUUGA